UAAUUAUUAUAUUUUCAAAAUUGCAAUUCCACCUGUACUUCCCAUUCCUUUAUUUACACGUGGCGCAUUUCUUUCCCGCCCUCUUUGCUCACCUCUAAAUUCACACACCCACAACGCGUUUCUCCUCUCUCCUAGAAUCUCUCUCCCUCUCUAAAACGUCUCUCUACUUGCACAUACAUUUCACAUACAUAUAAUCUCUCCCUCUAAUUUGAACAACCAAGAUAAUAAAUUUCGACAAUCUCAUGAUUUUUUAGUGACCCGCAUUCAUUUUUUAAAGGUUCUUGAUUUUAAUUGGGAGAGAUUUGCAUGUGGAAUUUGAAUUUGAUGCUGUGGGAUGGUUUUCUUGGUUUUGAAACUCGAAAAGAUUGGAACUUUAGGGGUGUGCAUAUAACCUGUUUGUAGAAAUGCCUGUGAAUGAUGGUAAUACAAUGAGAGGGUACCCACCUGGGGUUUUAGUUAUAAGAAAUUAUAGGGGGAAAGAUUGGAGCAUCAAGACGUAUCGAUACGUGGUGUUGUUAGUGACGUUUGUGGCGUAUACUGCUUAUCAUGCUUCGAGGAAGCCUAGUAGUAUUGUUAAGAGUGUGUUGGAUCCUGAUCCUAUGUGUGAAAUGACUGCAUUGUAUCCGUGGCCUGUAGGGGAGAUUUUUAGUAAGAGGGGUUCGUUGGGGGAAGGGUUGAACGUGUAUAAAGAUAAGGGGUGGGCUCCGUUUGAUGGGAAACAAGGAACUUCGAAGUUGGGGGAGAUUGAUGUGGCGUUUCUUGCGUGUUAUUCGAUGGGUAUGUAUGUGGCGGGGCAUUUAGGGGAUACGUUGGAUUUAAGGUUGUUUUUGACAGCGGGAAUGAUUGGUAGUGGGGUUUUUGUUGGGCUUUUCGGGAUGGGCUAUUUUUGGAAUAUUCACGUGUUUUGGUUUUUUCUUGUUAUGCAAAUGAUUGCGGGGUUAUUUCAGGCUACGGGGUGGCCUUCGGUUGUUGCUGUUAUUGGUAACUGGUUUGGUAAAACGAGAAGAGGACUGAUAAUGGGUGUUUGGAAUGCCCAUACCUCGGUUGGAAAUAUUAGUGGUUCUCUGCUAGCUGCAGGUGUUUUGGAGUAUGGUUGGGGUUGGUCUUUCAUCGCGCCUGGCGUUUUUAUCUUUGUUGGUGGUAUAAUUGUGUAUUUGUUUUUGCCUGCUUAUCCCGAAGAUGUUGGUUUCCCAUUCCUGAAUGGUUCAGUUGAAAAUGACAUAAGGAUUUCUUCUGAUGAAGAAGCUUUGAUACAGAAUGCGGCAACAGGGACCAAAGAAGCGAAUAGCAUUCCACGCUCUGGUUCAGUAGGUAGGAGCAGUGUUCACCUUAUUGAAGCUUGUGCAAUACCUGGAGUUAUACCAUUUGCAUUAUGCUUAUUCUUCUCAAAGUUGGUGGCCUACACAUUUCUCUAUUGGCUACCAUUUUAUUUAAGUCAGACAGCUAUUGGUGGUGAGUAUAUGUCAGUGAGAUCUGCUGGAAAUCUUUCUACAUUGUUUGAUGUAGGAGGGAUUGUUGGUGGGAUUCUAGCUGGUUACAUAUCUGAUAAAUUGAAGGCACGGGCCACAACAGCAGCCACCUUUAUGUAUGCAGCCAUUCCUGCAAUGAUACUGUACCGCAAAUAUGGGAACAUCUCUCAGACGAUAAACAUUGUGCUCAUGAUAAUUGCGGGUUUAUUUGUGAAUGGGCCAUAUGCACUUAUAACAACUGCAGUCUCUGCAGAUCUUGGUACACAUAGCUCUGUUAUGGGUAAUUCUCGAGCUCUGGCAACAGUGACAGCAAUCAUCGACGGUACGGGAUCACUUGGUGCUGCUUUAGGUCCACUUCUUACGGGGUUUCUGUCAACGAAAGGAUGGAAUUUUGUUUUUGGGAUGUUGAGUCUGGGUGCUCUUAUUGCGGGUCUACUCUUAUCUCGUUUGGUCAUAGCUGAAUAUGCAGAAAGAAAAAACAAGCCUGCGGUUUUCGGGCAACAUAGUCCUGGAGCUGAUGUAAAUCAACCGCUUCUAGGUGAGCAGAAGUGAUUAUGUAUGAUAUGGCCUAUUACAGCCAAACAACUUUUUGCGUAUGCGAGGUGCUACAUAGUUACAUACAGACUAUGGUAAUGAGAUUUUUUAUUCUUUCUAAGACACGCAUGCUUAGUGAUGUUUAUCGGGUUGGAGCACGCGUCCACAUUGUUAUCUUGUUAUGAAAUAUGUGUAUAUUAUUUAUUUGAUAUGGGACAUAUAGAGUUUAUUCUGCUCAAUCACAUGUUUAAUUUCGACAGUAUUUGCACAUUUAAAUUGUCCAAGAAUCGAUGCUUAACAAUCCACUUAAUUAGAUCUGAUGAUAUUCAAAUAGCUCACAAGGUGAAGUGUAAGUAUGAGCAGUUGGUGAUUCUAAACUACCAAUUACUUUGCUAAUAAUCCUCUAAAUUAUUCAUAUAUAUUCAUUCACCAAGUAAAAGAGGUCUAUGGUCACUUGGAAACAUUGACAAAUGCUUCUUUCCUCAAUUAGCUGUCAUUAUAUCAACCAAGUAAAUGUCUAGAGUAGUAGCGACUAUAGUAGCAUUACAAGCAUAGGCAUGGAGCAAACGAGGUACAUGAAUGUACAGGACCUCUGUUUUACUUUAGUAUCCUGUUGUCCUGUCAUUCUGUCUUUGUUGUAGAAAAAUAAAAAGGUGAGGAUAAUGUGUCUAGAAAAUAUAACCGUAAAAUGAUAAAUUAUUUACAUAUAUAAUUAUCAUUAUAAAGCUCCCGAAUCUUAUUAAGGACCCUGAUUGGUACCAGUUAAUUUUCGUAGCACAUGGAGAGGAGAAACAUUACCAUCACCCAUUAGAGAGAGAUAGAGAGAGAUGAUAUCCUCCUUAUUCCCUUCGUAGUUCUAGAGGUCUAUAUGUAUUGCCAGUUGGCAGUCUUUCUCAUGUGGUGCUGUUGCCAGUUAUAUCUUCUGUUUUCUAACGGAAAAAAUGGUACACUCAUUAUUGAAUAUCUUUUAUUCAUUCAGCAUUUCACUUUUAUAUCAAGAACUUAUUCAUGUGACACAUCAUGCUUUUAUGCAUGUAAAUUCCAUGCUAUCUAAUAUCUAUCAGUGACUCUGUAGGCCAGUGACUGGUAAUUCUUCUUGUAUUUAAAUAGAUAAGAUCAGUUAUCAGACUGUUUAGCAAACAUAAUAUCAUACUGUAAUGACAUUGUAUAACUUUAAUGUUGCUUAAAGCCUUCCACUCUAUUCCAUUCUAUUCCACUCAUUCUCAACGAAGACAACCUGAUGAUAAUUCUCCAAACUACCCUCUUCCAGCCAUUAUAUAAACAAAUUGAAAUCAGACUCGAAGCAUUCUUACGACCCAGCUACAUAUAUUCCUCACAUCCUCCUCUCAUUCCUUCAUCUUAUCUUCACACUCUUAGAGUCUGAGAGAGUCAUGGCCUUUUCACAUGCCAUGCUCAUGCUAACCUUCUCACUUACGUUCGUUGUCUUAUCCUCUGGUCAAGCUCCGGCAAUGUCACCCUCCACCACCAUGCCACCUAUGAUGAUGACACCACCUCCAAUGGUGACUCCACCUCCUAUGAUGAUGACACCACCUCCAAUGAUGAUGACACCUCCUCCAAUGAUGAUGCCAGCACCAAUAGCUAGUCCACCUGAGAUGAUGACACCACCUCCAGUGAUGAUGACACCUCCUCCGAUGAUGAUGCCAGCACCAAUGGCUACUCCACCUGAGAUGAUGAUGACUCCAGCCAUGAGUCCUGAUUCGAUGAGUUCACCACCAGCACCAAUGGGACCUGCAAUGGCUCCGACCCCAACCAUGACGGGUAUGUCACCCGUGGAGUCUACCCCAGGGUCAGCAGCUUUCAAGCAGGGAAGUAGCCUAGCCAUGCUAGCAUUAUUGGGAGGAGCUGUACUUCUGGUUUAAAACUUUUGUGUAUUAUAUUGUGUCUCUUUUGUUUUGGUCCUCGUGGAGUUUUAAUCUUUGUGUUUUAUCUUGGAGGUCAGUAUGUGGUCUGUUGAAGAUUUAUUUAAUGUUACAACUCUCUUGUAGCAUUUUAAACUAGGUCAAUAAGAAUACUGUUAUUCAGUUUAAUCUCGUAAUUGUUACUGAGUCAGGAAUUACACAGUUAUGUAAAGUCUAUAUAUUUUUGCUUUAGAGGUAUUGUUUUCAGCUA
This is a messenger RNA of Daucus carota subsp. sativus, 4133 nucleotides long. Its product is annotated as putative glycerol-3-phosphate transporter 4. The transcript is spliced from 3 exons. Gene Ontology annotation, biological process: transmembrane transport; phosphate ion homeostasis. Lineage: Eukaryota; Viridiplantae; Streptophyta; Magnoliopsida; Apiales; Apiaceae. Gene Ontology annotation, cellular component: membrane. The record is from RefSeq and is a predicted model, not a curated record. Bases 405 to 2021 code for a protein of 538 amino acids. Gene Ontology annotation, molecular function: transmembrane transporter activity.